Punica granatum (pomegranate) is the source of this 806-nucleotide messenger RNA. Lineage: Eukaryota; Viridiplantae; Streptophyta; Magnoliopsida; Myrtales; Lythraceae. The record is from RefSeq and is a predicted model, not a curated record.
UGAUUAGACAUUAAAAAUAAAAACAUUAGAAUAACCCCAACUUAUUUCCGUCCCACAUAAAGAACAUAGAAGGAAAAGAAAAAUCAUUUUUAUUGGCUUUCAGCAGAGGGAUCUCUUCAUAGUUCAUCACCUCUUCCUCUUCCUGCCCCUCUGUUUUCCUCUGGUUCUUCUCAUCAUCAUCAUCUUCAUACAAUCAGCAAAUCAUGGCUCUAACAUGUUUGCGAUCUCCGCCUCGAGCCAUGUUACCUAGAUCAGGUCCGGUCGUUAAGCCAAUCAGCAGGGCCUCGCUCCGACAAAGUCAACUCCUUCCCCCUCUGAGAAGAGCAAGAAGCUCCCUUCCUCGGAUCAGAUCUUCGUUUGACAAUCAGGUUUUCGAGGACGGUCCUGAGGGAAUAAUCUGUUACAGUGAUGAAAACGGGGAGAUCAUCUGCGAAGGGUACGAUGAAGGGCCUCGGCUCCGCCCGAAGAUCUCCCGGACCCCUUGCCCUCCAUGUUUCAGGGAUGCGGGGAUCAUCGAUAUGCUGCAGCAGAACUGGAUUCAGAUUGUGAAAGGGAGUGAAGUGUAUCAAGGCUUGGCUGUACAGGAAGAGGGCUUCAAAUGGCUUCAAUAAUUUCCGCUAAAAAAAAGAGGGUAUAAAGUGAUAGUGGAACUGUAAAUUCACUUCUAUUUUCUUUUUGUGCUUUAAUUUUAUUUUAGGACAUUUUAAACGAAAAAGGCAUAAGCCAUUGCCACUUGAAUCUUCCAUAAUGUGAAUAGGGAUCAAACUCUUUUACUUCUCACUUUUCUUAGUACACUUGCUAUCCUA